Messenger RNA from Phaeodactylum tricornutum CCAP 1055/1, 1053 nucleotides. RefSeq lists its product with no specific name. The record is from RefSeq and is a predicted model, not a curated record. The coding region runs from base 1 to 1053 and encodes 350 amino acids. NCBI's taxonomy places the organism in Eukaryota, Bacillariophyta, Bacillariophyceae, Surirellales, Neidiaceae. Gene Ontology annotation, molecular function: protein binding. The transcript has 2 exons.
AUGACGUUUUCCGGAACGACGAAGUUAAGCGUUGGAUCGUUGGUUCGUGCGAAGUUUUCCGACGCUUUCAAGGGAGUUUCCAGAAGAGCAGUUGUUGCUACCGUGCAGGAAGACUCGGCUUGCCUGCUAUAUGAGGACGAAGCCCCUCGUUCGCUGCCGUUUGCGGACCAAAGCACAUCUGAUGAAGUGAAAGAUCGAGCAGGAUCGUAUCUACAACGCAUCUUUAUAGUCGCCCCUAUAGUUGAAGAAAAUAGUGGAGAGGCGGAGCGUUCUGUUCCUUUAGAAGAAGUCGAAGAGCUGUUGCCUUUUGAGUCGUUGUGCGACGCUUUGGCAGCGGAUGAUUUGGAAGUCUCAUCUUGGAAAGCACGAGGCGAUCAGCUCUUACGCAGGGGAGAUGCGUCUGCAGCUACAUCAUUCUACGAGCACGCUUUGAAACUAACCAGCCGCCUUCAGAUUGGAUCCUCAAUCAUUGUAAGAGUUCGCGGGCACGCAAAGGUUGCAGAAGUUGAUUGCAUAGACGCGCAAGAAGGUAUCGACGUUGUCAUGCAAGAAGAUGGACGAGAGGCGACCAUCAAGGAAAGCGAUAUAUUAUUGUGUGUAAUGGAGGAGGACAGUGAGCGCUUUCAGGAAAGGAUUUUACUGAAUCUGAGUCGUUGCCUAUCGCAAGUCCACGACAUAUCGUCGUGGUCUCGACGGUCCAUCUACCAGAAACGAGCCAUUCUUGCCGCAACACUGGCUCUCACAGUUGCUUCUUUUCAUGAUGAGAAAAAGAAUGUCAUCUCAAAUACCCAAUUAACAGCCUUAAUCCUCCGAUGCCAAUCCCAUCUGUCUUUGUCCAAAUUUCAGCAUGCCGGUGUUGAUCUCGAUCGUUUACUUGCUUUGGAGCCUAAUCACAAAGAAGGACUGAAACUUGCCCGCGAACUGACAAGUCUUCGGAUACGUCGAAACAACGCCGACAAGAAGCUCGUGAAAGAAAUGUGUCGGUGGGUGAAGGCAGCCACGAACGAUUCGGAACUCCGUGCCUUAGACGCGAACCAAGUCCAGCGCUAUUAG